This is a messenger RNA of Polyodon spathula (Mississippi paddlefish), 1736 nucleotides long. RefSeq lists its product as uncharacterized. The coding region runs from base 29 to 1141 and encodes 370 amino acids. The transcript has 8 exons. NCBI's taxonomy places the organism in Eukaryota, Metazoa, Chordata, Actinopteri, Acipenseriformes, Polyodontidae. The record is from RefSeq and is a predicted model, not a curated record.
GGAGGGAAGAUCUGCACCAGUGAAAGAGAUGCAUGUUAAAAUGAUUUGGCAAGCAGCUCAGUGGAUGUUAUCUGCAGGCAAGGAUGACUUGAAGGACAGAGAAAUACAAACUCCACAGGAUAAUGAAGAGACAGCACCUGUGUUGCACUGGUUAAGAACCCUGUCUCCUGCUUCCCUGGACUGUUUGGAAGUUGGAGGUAUCCUGAGACGCUCCUAUGGACACACAGACCUUCCCACUAAACUCAAAGGAUCCUUACAAUCAAAGGAUAGCCAAACAGCCAAGCCACCUUCCACUCUGAGUUUAGCAAAGGCUACAUCUGAACCUGAUGUGGAAACUUACAAAAAGACAAAGCUGGAGACACCCUACCCUUUUGAGAGUGAAUCUGAGCCAUUGCCAUUGCCUGCAUCCUUCAGGGGUGUCUACAAAAAGCAUAGACAAGCUAAUGAAGCUACAGCUGAACUCAAAGAGACUUGUCUUGCUGCACUUCUUGAAGACGUUAGAGGCACCCUGUCCGAUCUCACCAGAGAGCGACAGAGUGACAGGCAGCAGCACGGACGCAUGCUCCAGUUGACCACACACCUCAGAGAGCAUGUGAAGCACUUCAUCACCCUGUGCAGUGACUGCAAUGUUCCCGAGACACUUGACAGUCUCAAACCACAAACCAAUGACACUUUGACCAUAAUAAAGCAGGCAACCAACCAGGCAGGGGAUUAUCAAGAAACAGCUUAUCAACCGAACCCUGGACAUCCUUGUUUGUUGCAGUGCUGUGCAAUGAUAGAUAGAGAGACUGCAGCAGCCUUGUCCAGGAAGGCACAGCCAGAGGAGGAAUCGGUUUAUCGGGAAUACCAAGUCUCCAGGCAGAAGGUUCAGGAGCUUCGAGACCAGUUACAUCAGCAGCGUCUUCACAGUACUGUGCUGGAGUCUAAUAUACGACUGCUGAAAGAUGAACUGAUCCGAUUACAGAAUCACAUUUCCCUUGCAGGAGCUACCAACAAUUCCUCUACAGUUAUGGAGCUGUACAAGAGGAUUGUGGAGAUAUGUAAGCAUGCCCAGCAGCUGACAGCUCCCACAGGGAGCACUGUUACAGGGAAGCCUGGCUCCAAUGCCCUUACCCAGGGGCAUCAUUCUGAAUCAAAAUAAAAUAUAUGAACUCCUAUAGAGCUAGGAUGAAUCACAUUGACACAUUUCAGGGGUUGAUGAUGAUCAGUGUUGGGGAAGUUACUUUUAAAUAGUAAUACAAUCAAUUCUCAUGAAUUUCAAGGGAUCAGCAAAAAAAUGUGUCAUUAGUUAUUCGUAUUAUCAGGAACCUAAAGCCGAGUUUUUAUUGAAGUUACAGUAACGCUGAAAUCAAAUUUCAAUUACAGAACAAUGAAAAGUAUUGUAAAUGUAAAAAUAGGGUUGUAAAUUAACUUUUAAAAAGCGUGCUUUGCAAAUGAACUGCAGUUGAAAUUAAGACUGCAUUCUGAUCACAUUUUUAAACCAAACAGACAAAAUGUGUCUCUGUUAAAUGAAAACUGUGCCAAGGAAGUACCUUUUUUUCUUUCUUUUUUUUAACUAUUUACAUUUUCUUCAAAGUACCAGUAAUAAGUUACUGUAACUAGUUACAAUGUUGUUUAAAAGUCGGUAUCCCGUCAAUUUGUACAACACUUUUCAUCACCAGCAAUUCAUCACCAGCGACAAUUCAUCACGGACAAUAACUCAUCGAUUAGUGUUAGGGUUAGGUUUAGGGUUAGGG